Molecule: messenger RNA, 9245 nt
Organism: Zeugodacus cucurbitae (melon fly)
Lineage: Eukaryota; Metazoa; Arthropoda; Insecta; Diptera; Tephritidae
Product: V-type proton ATPase subunit C-like
Exons: 2
Coding region: 6380-7627 (415 amino acids)
Source: RefSeq, a predicted model, not a curated record
ACAAAUGCGAUUACCAAAAUACACAAAAACAUGUAAUUAAAUAAUAUAUAUAGAAAAACAUAUUUAUGUAUGUUAACAAUAAUUAGUAAAUUUAGUUUGAAGUAUAUUUUUUGGUUUUAAGACUAAAACAAAUUUCUUCUUACUUGUGACAAAACACGUUUUUUGUAGAAAACAGAAAAAAACAGAAAAUAGCAGAAAAGAAAAUAAAAGUAUAAACUAAUGAAAAGAGCAAGAAGAAAGUUUUGUAUACAAUAACACCAACAAAAUAUGUUUUUUUAGUAGAAAUCGUUUGGAAUGCCAAAAUAGUAAUUAAAAUUAAAAACAAAAAAAACAUUAAAACCAAAAAAAUUCCAAUAACAAAAUUAACAGCAACCGUAUUAACAACAUUUAAACUUUGGUGCAUUUAUUUUUGCAAAGCCCUUUAACUAAAAAAAACUAACUAUGUUUGCCUACCCAAGAUGGAAUGAAAUAGUUUACAUAUUUUACGUUUUGAAUGCCCCAAAAUACGCAUAUUGUGUAUACAACACACCAUCACUAGCGUUUAUUGCCUUAAAAACAGAUAUUUAUUCAAAUUGCUACUAAAACAAUUUUAUGAAAAUUAUUAUUAGAUUUAGUGCGUACAAAGUACAGAUUUAAAAACUAAUCGAUUUUCAGCUGGAAACAAGCGGUGUCUGUGAUUAAUAAAGAAUUAACAAUGAAAAUAAACUCCACUAAGUUCCCCCUUUUCUUGAUUUCUUCUUUUUUAUUAUUAUUAUUAUUUAAUUUAAAUUGUUUGGUUACUGGUUUCUUUAGUACUUAAAAUUCAUAUUUUUUAUAUUUUUUCUCUUUAUGUUUGUUUAAUAUAAUUUUAAUUUUUUUGUUUAAUUUUUCAAAAAUUUGUUUUUGCUUUUUCACCAAAUUUUUUUCGUGCUUUUUUUUUGCAUUUAUUUCAUUAUUCAAUUCAUGCGCACCAUCAUCACAUCUCAGUCUGGCAACACUGUGUGUCGCUUUGUCGAGAUGCGCUUUUUAUAAAGCCUACUAUUUUUUUUAUCUUAUACAUACAAACGUUGAGCAGAAUUGUAAAAAAACAGACCAAAUAAAAUUAUUGUGUUGUUGUUUUUUGUAUUAUUGUUUUUUUUUUUUAAGUGCCAACUAUGUCAUUUACCACUACAUGCAUACAUACAUACACACCAACAUUUACCACUAACAAUUAUUUACAUAUGAAUACAUACAAGGUCCAACAUGCAUAUUUACAAACAUACUAUGUACAUACAUACUCAUAUAUUAAGUACAUGUGUAUUUUAAUGUAGGCUCCCAGAUUAUAUAGUACAUUGACCAUUUUUAGUGAUUUGACGACCCACCCCAUACGCCUUAAAAUCUCACACUUCGACGCGUUUUGGUUGGUCUAAAUUUUCUAUGGCACAACAAUUCGCAAAUUUUUUUUAUUACUUUCUCUUCCUUUGUGCUCGCACGAAUAUGUUCAAAAACAGAAUGACGUGUGAUUAGGGUAAUUCUAUUUAUUAUUGAAAUUUGGGUAGCCCAUUUCCACUGCACAAUGACUAAUCAUGAAAGGAAAGUUGGAAGGACUGUUGUGACAGGAAUUUCGCACAGAAAGUUUGAUUGAGUAGAAAAUAUAUAGCGUUUGACCAUUAAGUGAGAUUACUCUUUAAUAUAACGGUAAUAUUAUAAUAAUCAUAUACUUGUGUCUGUAUAUAUAUAUAUAUGUAUUUUCAUAAUGUACAUAUGGGUUUUUCAAUUUUAGAUUCAACAAAAGUUCAUUUCACAUAACUAAAAAAUGCCUGAAAUUUAAAUUCUUAAAGCGUUAUCACACAGAGCCAAAUGCAAAUUAUAUGUUUCUUAAUCCAUAAACUAAUUGAUUUAAACGAAAUCGUUAUCUUUUAAUUAUUCGAAGGAAUGAUAGACCCGUUACAAUUUCAUAACACAUAAAAAUGCUAAUGUUAUGGGAGCAUUAAAACUGUAAAAAAUAACAUCUGAAUCACUUAAUUCUUGUUACUUUUAUAUGUGAACAUUUUGUUGAAAUAUUUCGCAGUUAUCGAUAACAUUUGACGGAAUAAUUCUAGAAUAAUAGUUGAAAUUCGAAAUUAAGUACACAAAACAAAGUUAUCCCAAAAUUAUCGAUUUAUCAUAAAUGAUUAUCGAUAGUUCGAUAUCGAUUACCGAUAAAUAUUUUUAAUAAAAAAAUAUUAAGAUUUCGUAUAACAAAUUUUUUGUGAUCGAACAAUUAUCGAUUUAUCAUAGAAAAUUAUCAAUAGUUCGAUAUCGAUUACCGAUACAGAAUUUUAUUUCAUUAGCUGAAGAAUUUCGUAUAGGAAUUGCUUCUCCAUCGGUUUUUAUACCUCAAUUAGGUUGGUUUUUUUUAAGUUUCUAUCCAUGAUAUUCAGUGGAGGAUUCCCAGGGGGGGAUAUUAAAAACCCCCUUUUUGGUUUUAAAACACCCCCUAAACUCAGAGAAAAAUAUAUGUUUGUUGAUAUGGGUUUGGAAUGAGGUUAUUGAUCAAAAAAAUCAUAUCAAAUUAUAAGCAAUUAUAAUAAGUUACAAGAUUUUUGUUCUUAUUCAUAUAAUUCUCUACAUUUGUACAAGCAGUAUCGCUGAAGUUCAAUGAUUAAUUGAGGAUUACACGGGAUCUCACAUUCCAUGUUAUAUUUUCCUUGAUUUUUGAAAGAAUUCUUCUAGUAUGUCAUCAACUAACAGAUCAAUAUCCCUAUGAAUAUUCAUUGAUGUUAGACCAUUAAGGCUAUCUUGACCUGUCGUAUUUCGUAAAUAGGUUUUAAUUCUCUUUAAACUUGAAAAACUUCUUUCCGGUGAUGCUAUUGAAACAGGCAAUAACGCCAAUAUGCGUAAAAUCUUGAAAAAAUUCCCAAAAGACGUUUUGUUCACUGCUUCUAAAGCUUCGAGAGCAUUCCGAAAAUGCUUGCCUGAAGUUAGCUGUUUCCACAUUUUCACCUCCGCAAGAAAGUUUCAUAAAAGGAAAAUAUUUCUCGAGCUUUUUUAGCGUCAAAUUCGUACUUUGGGAAAAAUGCACAAAAAAAAACGUGUCCUAUAAUAACUGAAUUUUCGCGAGGGAACUGCUAUAUUAAAAAUACGUUGAGUAAAAAAAAUUUUCGUUAAAACCCCCCCAACAAAUUUUUUUUCUGGAUCCGCCACUGACGAUAUUUAUAACCUAUUCAAAAUUUAAAUUGUAAAUUUUGUAAAUAAAUAUUUAACGUUAUCAGAAUUGAAAGAAUGAUUUCUUUAUUUGGUACUCAUAUUAAUUUCAGUUUCCUUUCUAAUUUCAUAUGCUCUUAUUUCAUAUAUUAUACUGAUAUUGUUCUUAUCAAUUUCCUAGUCGAUAACAUCAAAUCAGCUGUUUUGUGACGUCACUUUAGCUGAACUUUUGUUUAGUUGUUAUUUAGAAAAAGCAUAUUCUUUAACUGAAAAUUGAAGUACAUAUAUGACAUUGUGUAUAAUUUAUAUACUAUUAUUAAACUAUUCACCACAACAACAAAAAUAUAUUGCUAAGUUAACGAAUAUCAAAUUUAAUUUUUACUCAUAAACGUAAAACACAUAAACUCCCUAUCACCUCAUAAACUGUUGCUAAACAUUUUCAUUUCUUCAUUAUUUUUUCUGUAAAUUUUUUAUUAACGAAAUUUGUUGUAAAAACCUUUAUUGAAUAUAGAAAAACAUAUUUAAUACAAAAUCAGCGAACUUAUAUUGCCUCAGCUUUUGAAAGACAUAUGGUUGAUAUCCUUAACGGCUUGACUUGCCAAAGUGUAAAUACGUAUUAGCGCCACGUGUGCGCCUCGGUCGCCAAGUCAAUCGUUUAACCGACCAAUCACUCGAACAACCAACCAACCAUCCAUCCAGAAAACCAAUUAGUUUUUAAAUCAUGCUCAGUGAACAAAAACAGUGUUUUGUUAUUGUUGUUGUUGUUCAAUUGUCAAUUUAUUUAUGUUUGUUCGUUCGUACGUUCGCUCGCUCGCUCGUUCGAUUAUACGUUGUAUCGUUAAUACAGUUCAUUAAGAAUCACUUCAACACACUCGUUCCAUUUAAACGCAAUAUGUUUCAUUAUUUGUUAUUAUUGUUUUUGUGCACUACUGAUUGUUGUGUUCACCAAAAUGAACUUGCAACAUUUAUGUUUUUCUCUUUUUAUAUGGCAAAUGUCUAUUUUUUUUUUUUUGAAAAUGUAAUGUUUGUGAAAGAACACCGUGUUGAAUUCGAAUUGUUGGAAGUGCACGCAAAAACACAGCUAUUUUUGGGAGAUCUCUUUUUUGUUGUUCGUUUUUGUAUAGAAAUUUAUUAAAUUAUUUAAAUUUUUUGUUAUAAUUUUGGUGUUUGUUUUUGAAAAUAAAUAUGCAUGUACAGAUGUUUGUUUGUUUGUAUGUACAUAGGACAUGUGUUUUUUAUUUACAUACAUACCUGUAUGUAUGUAUGUUUUAAAAUAGUUUGGACAGUUUGUGUUCGCUUUUCUUCUAAGUUGUUUAACUUAUAUGCUGAGUUUGUAUUUAAGACUGCUUUUAUUUUGUUUAUUUUGCAAGCAGUGCUUUUGAACGUCAAAAAACAAAAAAGUAUUGAAAAUGCUUAAAGGAUAAUAUUGAUAUUUGAAAUAUAAACUAAAUACGAUAUAUCCUCGACUUUCCCAUAUUUUAUUGUUCAAAUGGCAGUGAUUAAUUGUUUUUUGCUUCUUGAUGCCGUCCUAUUGUUUGAAAAUUCCUUUGAAACUAUGGACAUUUUUGAAAAAAAUCGUUUCAAAAUAUUAUUUGAAAGGUCUUUAACGCAUCAUAUUUAUCUGGAUUCAUUUCACAAGAUCUAAAAUAAACUGUUAAAGUAAACAAUUUACGCCAAAUUUGGUUUAAUGAUCACUCAAAACUCUAUACUCGAUUAAAAGAUUAGCUAAAACUUAAAAAAAAAAUUUUGAAACUGCCUUGACUUUUGAAAUUUUUGAAACACUAUACCUCCAUAAUUUGACCAUUAAUCAGAGAAAUAAUAAUUUAAAUGAGUUUAUUCUACAAUUUCUGAUAUUCUUUCUUGCUUAAUACGUCAUAUAUGGGGUUAGACUAUACCAAGGCCUUCGAUGUAUGACUUGAUCCCGAAAAAAAAAAUUUCGGCAAUCAUAAACCUCACGACCAUGCAUAGAUCUUAUGAAGCAUAGACAGUUUUUAAAUCAAAAAUUACUUUCAGAUUCCAGUUUUUUUUUCUUUCUAAUAAAAAUUAAUAAUAAGGCGUUCAAAAGACCGCUGCAUUCUUAAACUUAUGUUGUAUUUAUUAUUUAUAUUUUUUUUUAUUAAUUAUGUACUAAUUGUUGCUACCAUUUUAUAUUAUUUAUAUAAAAACCUCGUUUCAUCAAACUAUAUAUAUUUUUUUAACGCUGCAAUGUCCGUUUUGCUGCACUGUACAUACAAGAAAUAAAAUUUAGUUCGAAGACUUUUUUGAUAUAUUUUGCUAGCGUUUAGAUGUUUUUGCAACUCAUCACUUAUUUUAUUGUAUUAUUUUAAUUUAAUUUUACUACUUAAUCAAUACUUAAUUUAUUUUCAAUACUUUCUUAUUUGAACUUACUCUCUAAAAACUCAAAACUUAGACGUUUAGCGCGCGAUUUAUAACAACAUGUUUAACAGUUCUAGUGCAUUUAUGUAUGUAGUGAUUACUGAAAGCGAAAUUGCAAGGCUUCUAACAAAGUGCCGUGAGUCAAACUAAACAAAUCAGACAAUUUCAUAGGUUCUUCUUACUUUAUAAAUAUUUUAAUGAAUUAUAUACUAUUACAGCCCUUAGGUAAUACAUUUUAUUAUUUAAAACUUUAUUUAUAGUAUAUACGAUUUAAUUUUGUUAUAAGCUGUACUCUGUUUAUUAUUUAUGAACUUAAAUUUAAAUGCAUUCCUCUUGCACUGAGGAGCGCAUUUAAAGUAUAUUUCUUUUUGAUGUGCAACUCAACUGUUAAAUUUGUAUUUUUUCAAAUUGAAAAUUAUACCUGAAAUGCAUGAAAAUGCAAAAACAAAAACAACAACCUAUCAACCAAUGAAUGAAACAACCGACGAAUUAAAUAAAUAAAAACAAAAACAAUUCCAAAAACCUGCUGCUCGCUCGUCCUGCAACCGAUAACUGCAAACAACUGUUUUGCCGCAUACGUGUUACACAACGGAAUGCUGCCUGCCACGCACACCUUGAAAAAUAACACUCACACACUUACAACCAAUAUUUGUCUACAUGCACAACCAAACACAAUACUACCGUUACGGAAUGAAAUCGAAACCGAAACCGAAACCGAUUUCGAAAUCGUCUUCGUCAUCGCCAACAUCCUCACAAUCCCCUCCGCCCUCUUAAACUGCACUCACAACGUCGCCAACCCAAUGAUCGUUCGUUCAACUGACCAUCGUUUGCAACCGAAUAUUUCCCUUUGUACCGUUACAUGCACAUUUUAACUAUACAUAUACAUAUGUAUCUGCGUGUAUGUGCAUGUGUAUGUAUGCAUAUAUACAUAUGUAAUACAGGUCCUGGGCCGCCCGACGACAACACGCAUGCACAUUCGGAAUUGACGGGUAAAGCAUCAAAUUUAUCGAAUAGUCGUGACACGACCACUACCACUACCACUACCACUUGUUCCGCAUGCCACACCGGAAGCCUAAAUAAUUGCUCCUCUAGCGAGGCAUCUGCAGCGUCUGCGUCUGAGCGUGAAUAUUUCGAUUUGUGUGCAUCGUCGCCUGUGUGCGCGUGUGAUGAAUGUGCUGCCAGUGCCAAUGUGAGCGCUAGCGUUAGCGCGAGCGGCGUCAGCGCCUGCGCUAGUGCGAGCGCCACAGCCACCACCCUUGAGGCUGAUGAAUGUUAUCCUUUUACUUCUUCCUCCCUGAAUGUGCCUACAUGCCAUGCGUCCGUCAACGCAUCCGCAUCCGCAACCGCAACCGCCAAUGCCUACGCCUGCACCUCUGCCGCCGAUUGCGCUGCUGUUGUUGCUAAUAAUGCCUCCUAUUGCUCCACAUCGGCGCCCACCACAAUGGUCGCUGAUGAGCGUCGUAACGCUGCUGCUACUACCACUUCUACUACUACUGCUACUACUGCUAGUAAAUUAUUUAACAGCUUUUCCAGCAGCAAUAAUAACAACAACACAUGCAACAUAAAUAACAAUAAUCGUUUGGGUUUGACGAUCAGUUGUAGCGGCGCAAAUAUGCUGCAACUGCAUCAGUCACAACUGCAACAACAGCAUCAUCCACACCAAUACCAACACCACCAUCAACAACAACAACAGCACCACGAACCGUUACACCUACAACAUCAAUUGUUGCAACACCAACACCACCAUCAUCAUCAUCAGCAGCCGCUGCACCACCAGCAACACCACCAUCCGCAUCAUCAACACCACCAUCAGUCGCCACUGUCGGACGGUGGUGAGGGACACGAACAGCAGAACUUGAAAGGCAGCAACAGCACAUCGGAUUUGAGUGAUACGUUCGAUUGGUGGUUUCAUAGGCAUAAAAGAAAUUCGAAAAAGAGCAGCCAACACCUACACCUAUACACCACGACACCCAACACUAAAUACCUUCAAAACCCAAAAAACACCAUACACCAUAUACCAAAUACCAACAGCCAAACAUCCAUCCAACCAGCCGAAAUGCUUAAUAAGCAAUACACAACAACAGCAACAAAUAAUUCAAACAACUAAACACAAAACAACAACAAAAACAGCUAUAGUGAAGAUGAGCGCCAUGCAAAGAGAAGAGAUACAGAUCGACCCACGAAAGUCGAGAGCCAGUCGUUAUGCAAUUAUGUAAAUGUUGUAACAUUUUGUGGUUAAGAUUUGUAUACGAAUGAGUACAAUUAAAUAUUAUUUUCUCAAAUCGCAAAUAAGGUCACUGAUAUUAGACCAAUUAGAUUUACAAAAUCUUAAAUUUUUCGAUACUUUUUUAGAAAAAAAAAUAUAUUUUAUUAUAAUUAAAUUAGUGAUUUAUAUAAAUUUAUAUAUUUAGAAUAAUAUAUUGAUUAGCUGUGUUUGAUUCGCUUCUUUUCAUGGCUUCGCGAGACGAAGGUAGCCAAUCGAACAAGCAACUGGUAUAAAACUCAUGAACUGGUAUAAUGAACUUUAGCUGAACAGGAUACUAAAAACGCGAAAGAAUAUAUUAAAAACAGUUUUUUAAAUAAAAAAUAUUAUUUUAGUGGUAUAUGUAGUAUUUAUACUAAAGUGAAUGAUUAUCGAAUGAUUCCUGAAAGAAUAAUAUUUUUAGAAACAUAUUAAAUAAAAAUAAAAUAAAAUAUUAUAUUAGAUUACAUUUUUGUUGCAAUAUCAGCAAUGACUCUAUUUGCGAUUUUUGAUACAAUAUAUAGAAUACAAAGUUUUCAAAAAAACAUUCGACAACUAAAAUUAGUAACAAUUAGCAACUUGAAAAUUAAACAGCAGAGAAAAUGUUGCAAUCUUUUAUAAAUUUAAACCAGACGCGCUAACAAUUUUCGCUUUCUUUUGCUAAUUAUGAGUAGUUUUACGAAUAUAUGAUAAUUACUAAGCUGCUACAAUGAAACUAAGUAAUUUGCAAAUAUUUAAAUAACGAUUUUGUAUAAGAAUUAAGUUAAUUGUAAAAGAUUUAGAGCAAUAGCAACUGCAGCACUUACAUACACAUAAACAGAAAAAAAUACACGAUAAAAAUAACAAAGGAUAUACGCCCAGGCACAGAAAGCAUAGAAGCGCACAAAUUAAAAAUACACAUACAUACAUACAUGUUUAUGUACACAAAAAUAUUAAAUACUAGCAUACUCACCCACAACACAAACACAUUUAACGCCCACACAAUGAAUCAAAAAACAAAAAAAUGGAAGAAGCACUUACACAGGGUUUACACGUUCAAUCAGCGUUAACAAUCAUACACCACUCUGUAGAUUCAUCAAAAAUAAUUAAUUUCCAUAAUUAUCGAUACACAAUUAAAUACAAAUACAUUUACAUAUAUACACCUAUACAUACAUCAAAUGCACCUAAUCACCCAAAAUCAGAAUCAAAAAUCCAAAUUGAAAUUGAAAUUAUUGAAUUGCCAAUUUGCCAAUGAAAACCUAACCAAAUCAAUCCAAUCACGUCAACACGCGCGCCUCGUUAUCUCUCUUUCUCUCUCUCUCUGUGUCUCUAUCUCUCUCUCGAUGCUCAUUUUUUAUAGCAGUCGCUCAUCAACGUUUCAAUUAAAUAUAAACAAUGGAUUUAAUUUCACACCAACUCAUAGAUCGUCCCCAGUGAGUAGUUGUUGUGGCAGUAGUAGUCAUGGUCGUUCCAGUCCGGACACAGAUUUGGGCGAACCACCGGC